AAUGUUAUUAUAUUUGUUAAAUUAAAAAUAUUUAUACAUAUAUAUAUUUAACUAUAAUUUGCACUUACAUAAAGGAAAUUUAUACUAAAUCCAAUGCUUAGUUAGCAAGAAUUUAAAAGAGAUUGAACAACAAGAAAAAUCAAUAUCAUCUUUUGCUAAAUUAAUUACAUUUAAUACAAUAAAUAGUUGUUACUUAUAGAUAUUAGGCAUCUUAUAGAAUAUAUUUUAAGUGCACUACAUAAUAUUUAAACUUUUCAAUGGAUAUGUAAUAUCUAAAUUAAAAGUUGGCUUAUUUUUCCUGCAAUACCUGGUUCCUGUUGUAACAAGUAUGUAUAAUUUGACAUGCAGAUAAUAAUUUACAGAAUUUAAUUUAUCUGCACAUAAUUAAAUGUGUGCUUGCACAAAGACAAAAAUCAAAAAAGAUCAAACAAGACCAGCUAGUUCAUACAUAUCUCCACAUAACUCACAGUUUUUGCACACACCUUUGUGUGUCAACUGGAAAUUUCAAAUAUUAUCCCUCAGUUGAAUCAUACAAGUGUAACACAUCCAUUCUAAUGAUGGCAAGAAUACAUCGGACACAAAGCCAAACUCACAGCCCACCUCCCAAUCCUGAUUGGACCGUCUCCUCACUGAUUUCAGAGAGCAGUGGCAGUAGCCUUGGUGACGAAGCCAUGGCAACUACAGCUCGGUUUGCUGCUGCAAGAGGCAACGGCAGUGGACCUCCCACCCCAACACCGGCCACCACACCCCCUGCUCAGGCUCAAGCUACGCAGCUCAUCGUGCUCCCUGCCAGUUUGCACCAGUCAAACGCUAGUGGGACUAUAGUGAAUGGAGUGCCAGUGAUCGACGUAACUGCUUUAGAGCAGGCUGCUGAGUCGAGUAACGAGAGCACAGCCACCGCAGAACAGGGAGAAAGACACGAAGGAGACCCGUUGGCAUCGAACUCGCCCCAUUUCAUCACCGUCACAGUAGCAGAAAGUGACGCGGUGGCGUCGCACCCAGGAUACCAUAUACAGUAUGUCGAACCCGAAAUAUACGCUUCACAAACUAAUGCCCCUCAAACACAAGUGGCGUAUCCGGUUUAUACCGUAGGCGACACGGGAACUCUUUACACCUCCGGGCAAGGACAAUAUUAUGCUACGACGAAUCCGGGAACCACUGCAGUAACUGGUGCUGUUGGCUACGCUGCAACCGGCAACCAUUAUGUGGUACAACAAACUGUUGAAGAGUCUCUUAUUACCUCAUCCAGGAACUCUCCUCAAACCACAAAUGCCGAAACGAGUUACGUGGCUACAGCCGCGGUGCAUGCGACCUCUUCAAACCAGUUAAGUGAAGAAUUGAGUUCUUCUAUGGGACCAGCGACCAGAGUUUCUCCGGCCACUGUCCAAUGGUUAUUGGAGAAUUACGAGACAGCCGAAGGGGUGUCGUUGCCCAGGUCCACGCUUUACGCCCACUAUUUGAGACACUGCGGCGAGAACAAACUGGAACCGGUCAACGCAGCCUCCUUCGGGAAGUUGAUCAGAUCCGUAUUUUUGGGGUUGAGGACAAGGCGAUUGGGAACGAGAGGCAAUUCCAAGUACCAUUAUUACGGUAUACGAGUGAAGCCCGGCAGCACGCUGAUGAAUUUGGACGAGAGUGGCAAUCGCGUCGUCCUUAAUUCCAGUAACGGUACCGGUAAAGCUCAAGGCACUGUGAGACCAUUCAAAAGGAAUAAUUCCGAUGCGUCGGAGCACUCCGUACCGUCUACUGCGCUGUCGCAGCACUUAAACUACUUGGGGGAUGGGACGAAUGCCAUUCCAAUUUUUCCGGAUAUUCAAUUUUCUGAACCACUGCCCGACGAUCUGGGUUACGAAGAUGUGGACACUCUUAGAAAUUGUUAUCGGGAACAUUUGGAAGCGUUUUUGGAUGCUAUUGUGGGCCUGGAAUUUUCAACUAUUGAAUCUCUAUGGAGGGAAUUUUGGAGAUCUCAAUACAACAACAAUGGGGAUGAAUGCGAAGAAGAAAAUUAUUUGUCAAAAUCGAAGCUAUUUUGCUUGUGCAGUUUGGAACCGGUCCAACAGUUCAUCAAACAAGUAGACUUGUCUUUCUACCAAAGUCUAAUCCAAGUUCUUGUGCCCGACGUUCUCAAGCCAAUCCCGGCAACUCUUACUCAAUCAAUUAGAAACUUCGCCAAGAACUUGGAAAACUGGUUAACCACUGCCAUGGCGGGCGCCCCGCCGGGGAUAGUGACUGCCAAGCUAUCGGCGGUCUCCGCCUUCGGAUCCAGUUUGCGCCGCUACACCUCGCUGAACCACUUGGCCCAGGCGGCCAGAGCGGUCCUGCACAACGGCAGCCAGAUCUCGCAAAUGCUCGCCGACUUGAACCGCGUGGAUUUCCACAGCGUGCGGGAGCAGGCGUCGUGGGUGUGCCAGUGCGACAACGAGAUCGUCGCCCGAUUCGAGAACGACUUCAAACUGACGUUGCAGCAGCAAAACUCGUUGGAGCAGUGGGCGUCUUGGCUGAAGAACGUCGUCCAAAGUGCUCUCAAGCCCUACGAGGGCAAGGCCAGUUUUUCCAAAGCGGCGAGGCAGUUUCUUUUGAAAUGGAGCUUUUACAGUUCAAUGGUUAUCAGAGAUUUGACCCUACGUUCGGCUGCUAGCUUUGGAUCGUUCCAUCUCAUUAGAUUGUUGUAUGAUGAGUACAUGUUUUAUCUAAUUGAACAUCAGGUAGCUGAAGCUACUGGCGUUGUUCCCAUUGCAGUUAUACUCGAAGGCAUUAAACAAGACAUUAUGCAGAACAACUUAAGCGUAUACGGAGACGGAAUCUGCAACGGAACCGAUCAUUCCAAUGUGAAAUUGGGCCGCGUCAGUCCAACCGAUCAUACUAAGCGUCCCAAGAUUAGCUAGCUGGAUAAAGAACAGACCACUUUUGUCGUUACUUUACCUUAGAUUAAUUUUAUAUUGUUCAUUGAAUUUUUUUAUUUUUCUAUAUUAUUUAAUUUUAUAUGCUAUUCACAUAUUUUCAAAUAAUAUAUAAAAGUUAUCGAUGAAUACGGGACCAUUUUUUGCUUGAAUACAACUUAAUUAUUUACAUGUUUUAACAUGUACAACAUAAGAUUGAUUAAUGAAUAUUUUGACCAUUAAAGUACCUACUUUUUAAUUUAUUAAGACACGUGGUCGUUGAAUACUUUUAAAUUAAACAGUCAAUAGUUUUGACGCUACAUUUGGUCUGUUCCGAAUGUGACCCUUAUUUGGAUCAUUUUAUAGUGCAAUUUAUUUGAAUUUACUCAAAAACUAUGUAAGUGCCGUCAAAUAUGUGUGACAAAUAAUAGGUGUAUAUAAUAUGAUAACUUAUAUGUAUAUUUUGGCGCUAAAGGAAUUUGUAUGGUUAUAUAAAUAGAUGUAUCCACUUAAAAAUAAGGGCGCUAUCCUAGUUGCACCAGUCUGUAAUAUGGAUAAAUAUAAUUUUCGUAAUUUUGUAUAAAACGUAAAAACGAUAAGUUUUCAAAGCAAAAAAUUAUACAUCGAAUGAUAGAUUUUAUUGGGUAGCAAUCAGUUUCUGACGUACUCAACAAUUUUAUAUUAAUUAAUGAUUUUUUGUCCUUUUAGUUAAUUGGUGUUGGUUGAUGCCAAUUAAAGUAAUGGAAUUGUAUGCAUCUUGUUUAUUUUGUUUUUAAAAAACAAAGUGUUUUAGUUUAAUCUUAAUGCAUACUAGAAAUAGCUGACUGAUUUAUUUUUGUUGAUUAUAUUUAUAUGUUUUAUUAUUUUUGAAUUUGUUGUAUUUAUAUUUGUUUACCAUAAUGUGCAUUUUAAUUACAACGUGAUAUUUCACUGGUGUUAAACCGCUGUGUUUACGGUAAAUGCAUGCAAAGUUAUAACUUGAUUAAUUGGGAAUUGAAGAGUCUUUUGAGUUUUCUUCAAACGUAAAUGUUCUGCCGAGUCAUAAUGUGUGGAAUAUUAUUGACAUAAGCAAAAACAACAUUAAGGGCCCACAAUUAAAUUGACAUUUAUGAUUGAAAAUAUAAUGUUGGCCCUUCUAGUCAAUGAAUAGUCUUGCUAGUCAAAAAUGUUCGCUCACAAUGUAUAAAACUACUGUUGUUUACUAUAGGUGUUAUAAUAACCUUGAAUGGCCUCUGUAAUUAAAUUUUGAAACAAAAGUGUAUAUUAUAAUUUUCUUAUGAAAUGAUAGAUAGGUUUUUUGCUCAAAAGUAUAAUCCAUCCAUUGAAAAAAAGUUUAUAAACUAGUUGACAGAUUUACGCAGGGUAUAUGAAAUAUUCCUCUAACCAGUACAAGUAAGUGUUUUUUGAUGUAACCCUUUGAUUAUAUAGUUGCCAUUCACAUCUAGACACGCCCUACUAGACAAGUAAAAAAAUUGAAUCAAAUACAAUCUAAUUGAUAACAGGGUAAAUGCUUAUUUUAAUACAAAAUGAAGAAAAAAUGCUUGUUUGAUGUUAAUUGCAAUAUCGUUGUUGUCCUCAAAAAUCUUUGGCCUAAAAAUUCGUGUUUUUUCUUCAUCUGAAAGCGUGUCGAAACUGCACAACAGUAGAUGCGUGUUGUAUAUAAAAUUAGUUAUCCUAGCAACAAUGAAAAAUCAAAAUAACUUAGCUUUUAAGCAGAGUAAGGACGGAAUAAAACAACAGACUUAACCAAUUCUAUCCGUAUUCUCUGUGAAUGCUCUUAAUUUAAAUUGCUGCCUUGAAAAUCAAGUGCCAUCUUAGAGCUUUAACUCAAAAAAAAACGUAUAUACUGUACUGUGCAGCGAAAUAAACAUGUGAAUGGUAUUCUUUUAACAAAAUGCCUCGUGUAUAUUAGUUGAAUAAAUGAUUUGUGAUGUUAUUCACAAAAUAAAUUUUGUAUUUUCAAAUAUAUGUGUGCUGUUGACAUAUUGUGAAAUGUAAAAAGUAGUUUAAAAGAUCAUAGCCCCCUAAAAAAUAUUUUACAAGGAUAUAUAUUGAAUAUUACAUGUGCUUAUAUGCGUGUGAUUUGCUACUGACGCACUACAUUCUGAUUAUGUUCAAUAGGGUAAGCCUAGUUUCGUUAAGAGACUGCAAUUCUGUAAGUUAGAAGGAAAUUCUGUGUAUUUUUGUAGAUGUUGACAAUUAUAGAGGCAUCGACUUGCUUAAAAGUUUUUGUCAUUUUUUUGUUCAAAUAAUAACUUGCUUUCUUUGCAGAACAGGUUGACUGUACUAGAUCUCAAAAAUAUAAAUAAUUUUUAUAUUUUCAAUACUCUGUAAUUAUGGUUAACAAUAAAUCCUAGUCUUGUGUUA
Molecule: messenger RNA, 5246 nt
Organism: Aethina tumida (small hive beetle)
Lineage: Eukaryota; Metazoa; Arthropoda; Insecta; Coleoptera; Nitidulidae
Gene: Rfx
Product: DNA-binding protein RFX2
Exons: 11
Coding region: 555-2885 (776 amino acids)
Biological process (GO): regulation of transcription by RNA polymerase II
Molecular function (GO): RNA polymerase II cis-regulatory region sequence-specific DNA binding; DNA-binding transcription factor activity, RNA polymerase II-specific
Source: RefSeq, a predicted model, not a curated record